Molecule: messenger RNA, 3456 nt
Organism: Radiomyces spectabilis
Lineage: Eukaryota; Fungi; Mucoromycota; Mucoromycetes; Mucorales; Radiomycetaceae
Exons: 22
Coding region: 96-3110 (1004 amino acids)
Biological process (GO): regulation of GTPase activity
Source: RefSeq, a predicted model, not a curated record
AUCUGCUUUUCUUUCUUUUACUGACUACUGCCACCCAUUUGCCUCAACUCUCGUUUUUUUCGGUUUUUAUUCCAUAGUUUUCCCUCUCUUAAAUUAUGGACGGACAUCAUCCUUUGUCGGAGCGGAGAUCCUGUGAUUAUGGUGUCACCAUGCCUCAACUUCCACGAUCCUCCUCCAUGUUGUCACCUCUUCUUCAGUGGUCCUCAACCGAGCCAUUAUUGAGCUCCACCCACUUAUCGCUCGGACCGUUACCACGCCAACCCUGGUCCACCGACCACGAACCGCGCUUAGAUCUGCCUCGUGAAGACAUGUCCCACUUGGUCUCUGAGGACAUCUGGAAUGACUCACCCAACUUUCGACGAUACGUUAAACAACGGGAAGCCUGGUUGAGCGAAUUCUUGCUUUGGUUCCAAUCCGUUCAACAAAUAUGGCAGCUGCAAAAAGCGUAUGCAAAAUUAACUCGACAAUUGAUGCAGCAGACCAACGUUCUGUUAAUCAAUGAUGUUUCGGAACACGCAGCGUCUUUAUCCCAUGAUACGGUACCGCCAUCCGUUGCCGAGCGUGUGAUGGAGGAUAUUCUCCGUCCACUCUACAAGCAAGCUACGUCUAUUCGUAGGAUUCUGGGUAAAUCUCGACAUGGACUGAUUACAGCCAGAAAGCAAUUCGAGCAGGCCUCUGCAAGAUACUGUACCUUACAAAAGACCAGGGGUCGAACAAGUAAAAGAGUGAUGGAUGAUCUAGCUGCCAAUUUAUACAUUUGCAAGCGAACCAUGUGCGAGAUCACUUUUGAGUACAUGAGCGACAUGGCUUCGAUUAUCCAAAAAACGCGCACGCUACUCACAGAGCAUACAUCAACCAUAUUACAAACCUUACAAUCUGAGAAACGGUCCACUAUGAACCACCUGGAAAACAUGGUCCGCUCUUUGCCGGAGAAUAUCGAACCUGUGGCUGACGCACAGAAAUCGCCUUUUGAUCUGGCUUACUCCAGGCCCAUCAGCCCGGCAAACUCUAUGUGUUCUUACAAACCAUCCUUUGCCGACGAUUAUGAGAUUGAUGACCGCUUGUCAUUUUAUUUGCAAGAAAAGUUGGCAGUAUAUCACGAUGAUUUGAAGAUCAAUGUCGCUUCUCAAGAGAAGACUUCGCUGAGCAGGCCUCGGCCGUCUUCUCCGACAUCAUUCAUCUCUUUUCUCAACAAGCCGCGUACCAUGCAUCGCUACAGCAGUUUGGACUCGUUGCUAGUAGAUCCUAGUGCAGCUUUUAUGGCAUCUAAAAUUGUCACCGAAGGUUAUCUGUUUAUGAAGCAAAAGUAUGACGGACAAACCACAUGGCAAAGAUCUUACUUUGAGAUUGAGAAAGAUAGUGGGAUGCUGAUGCAGCGUCAAGAGGAUGGGACGGGCUCGGCCGUUAUACAACUGAGAACGAUGGCAUUCAAAGUACCACAACAAGAGAAACGUGACUUUGUAAUGCAGUUGGUACCGUCCUUCCAAGACAGUGGUAAAGGGGCCAUUUUGCAAGCAGAAACAGCGACAGAUUUUGCCCACUGGUACAAGGCAUUCGUUUCGUGGCGUAGCCUCAAAUGCAAAUCACAGCAAACCAUGCCAAAAGGCCGACGUAGCGCUAUUCCUCCCCCGCGAAACGCGCACACUCGUAGCAGCGAUUCAUUGUUAUCGUUUUCAAGAUACUCAACCAUACAUUCAGACUCGGAAGCUUUGUUUUCGGAUAGUGGAAAGGUGGGCCGUUCGAGUAGAAGCACUUUUCGAUGUCCAGCAGGGUGUGAUACAGAGGCAUACAGGGAUAAAGUUAUCAAAACGGCUACUUUUCGGAUGCGCGAAUCUGCAGGAAGAAAGGAAGACGCCAAAUCCGAUUACUGGCCGUUGGUACAAGUAACGGUGCUUGCCAACGGCAUCUUGCACUUUCACUGUGAAGAUGUUUGGGAUCAACAGGCUUGUUCGACGUGGCAUCACGAAUCGAUUUAUCUUUGCACUCUUUCUCGGCAGCAGAUUUAUUCUGUAGCUAAAUCAGUGUUUCAAUCAUCAUGUUGCUUUGCACUUCGCUCAUCUCCUCUUGACACCUACUACGUUUGGACUAAUACUUGCCAGGAACGUGAUGAGUGGAUGACGCUUCUCAAGAUUUUCUGUGUACCAAGCUUUUUGCUCAAGCCCACUCCGGAUACUAUUGAUUCGCAUUCUUACAGACAAGGCCGAACGCUUACCGUACAAGUGGUGGAAGCAAGACAUGUGCCUAUUAACAACAAGGACCCUCCUUCAAAUGAGCUUUACUGCGAUGUUAUCAUCGACAACGAAAAGAUUGCAAGUACCGGAUGUCUUCAGCGAACAGCCACCCCUUUUUGGCGCGAAGAGUUCGUCUUUAGAGAUCUUCAAAAAAUUCGACGCGGCGUCACUGUUCAUCUCAACAGCAAGCAUGCCAAUAAAACGGAUCGUGGCACAUGCUUAGGAUCGGUCUUUGUUCCGUUGGCUGAGCUCCAUCGGGGACAGGACAUGGUUGAAGAAUGGCAUGAGCUCCGAAAAGAAGGGCGACAUCGCACCUUUUCCACUUUUGCCAGUCUUAGUGGGGUUUACAACCAGAUGCCACUGAAUGGCAUCGAAAUAAAAUUGGCUUUCCGUCUGGAGGAACAAAUUGUUUUACCGUAUGACCAUUACAAACACUUGGUGGAGUUGUUAUCUCGGUUCGAUAAUGAAGCGAUCUAUGAGAUUGCUCGUCAAACACGAAAUCUCGAUAAUUUUGCGCAAAUAUUACUACGUAUCUAUGAGGCGCUAGGCCAGUCUGUGCGUUGGAUCAAAUCAUUGAUCGAUUUUGAAGUCUCUGCCAUGCAUGCCGAUAAUGCCAAUAUCCUAUUCCGGGGUAAUUCCUUGUUGACCAAGGUCUUGGACACCUAUAUGAAGUUGGUAGGAAAAGAGUACCUAGAUCAGGCCGUCGGUGGUAUUGUCCAAACCAUAUGCAAGUCCAAAGUUCACAUCGAGGUCAUACCGAGCCGGUUACCUCACAGUGGCAGCAAUGACUGCCUCAUUUCACAGUGUGAAAAGUUAUCACAUUACGUUCAGCUAGCCUGGAAAAGCAUUGAAGCCUCACAAACUAAAUGCCCUCCGUGAGUAUAAACGGUAGUCUUGCAUGACAUCGGAAUGGCUAACUGUGCGGGACCCUUGCAGUGAAUUACGCGAGAUUUUCUGUCACUUGCAGUCCGCCAUUGUACACAAAUUCGAUUUGGAAAAUAAGGCUUCUGGUAAACACCAGACAACACGUUUCACAUGUGUGAGGUGGGCUACAACAUAUUUAGCUAAAUCAUCGGAGCUUUAUCUGACAGAUGUUGCACCAUUCAUUUCCCCUUCACUUUAGUGGAUUCAUCUUUUUACGUCUUAUCUGUCCUGCGAUCAUAUCACCCAAGCUAUUCGAUCUCGUUCAAGGUAGUAUCUGUUUACCUUGUUGCUUAAGCGUACC